GGUAGGUUGAGGUGGCCGUGUGGCCUGAGCUGGUGUUGGAUGGAGUGAGCGCGGAGCCGAUCGGUUUCAUGAUUUGUCAGCUGCCUACACCAGACCAAAGAUGACGAAGCUGGGGUUCCUGCGAUUGUCGUAUGAGAAGCAGGAUACUCUGCUGAAGCUGCUCAUUCUGUCCAUGGCUGCUGUACUCUCAUUCUCCACCAGGUUAUUUUCUGUAUUGAGGUUUGAGAGUGUGAUCCACGAGUUUGAUCCGUACUUCAAUUACCGCACCACUCGCUUCCUCACUGAAGAGGGGUUCUACAAGUUCCAUAAUUGGUUUGAUGAUCGAGCCUGGUAUCCACUGGGCAGGAUUAUCGGAGGAACAAUCUAUCCAGGUCUUAUGAUCACUUCCGCUGCCCUCUACUACGUGCUGCACUUCUUCCAUAUCACGGUUGACAUCAGGAACGUCUGCGUGUUUCUUGCUCCUCUCUUCUCGUCUUUCACCACUAUUGUCACUUACCACUUAACGAAGGAACUGAAGGAUGCUGGUGCUGGCUUGUUAGCUGCAGCUAUGAUUGCAGUGGUUCCCGGUUACAUCUCUCGGUCAGUGGCUGGCUCCUAUGAUAAUGAAGGGAUUGCUAUCUUCUGCAUGUUGCUCACAUACUACACUUGGAUUAAGGCUGUGAAAUCUGGCUCUAUCACCUGGUCUGCUAUUUGUGCAAUUGCCUACUUCUACAUGGUUUCUUCUUGGGGUGGUUAUGUAUUCCUGAUUAAUCUGAUCCCACUUCAUGUACUUAUCCUUAUGCUGACUGGACGAUUUUCCCACCGGAUCUAUGUUGCGUAUUGUACAGUAUUCAGCCUUGGAACUAUCCUCUCGAUGCAGAUUUCCUUUGUGGGAUUCCAGCCUGUCCAAUCUUCAGAGCAUAUGGCUGCCUUGGGUGUCUUUGGUCUGUGCCAAAUUCAUGCCUUUGUUGACUACCUACGCAGCAAGUUGAAUCCACAACAAUUUGAGAUCCUUUUCAAGAGUGUCAUCUCUCUGGUGGGAUUGGUCGUUCUGUCUGCAGGAACUGUGUUGAUGCUGACAGGCAAGAUUUCCCCAUGGACUGGCCGUUUCUACUCUUUACUAGAUCCUUCCUAUGCCAAGAACAACAUUCCCAUCAUUGCCUCAGUCUCUGAGCAUCAGCCCACCACCUGGUCUUCAUAUUAUUUUGACCUGCAACUCCUUGUCUUCAUGUUCCCAGUUGGUUUGUACUAUUGCUUCAACAACCUGUCAGAUGCUAGGAUUUUCAUCAUCAUGUAUGGAGUCACCAGCAUGUACUUCUCAGCUGUGAUGGUUCGGCUUAUGUUGGUGCUGGCCCCGGUGAUGUGUAUUCUGUCAGGAAUUGGUGUCUCUCAGGUCCUGUCGACUUACAUCAAGAAUUUGGAUAUCAGUCGUCCUGAUAAGAAAUUGAAAAAGCAGCAGGAUUCCACUUACCCGAUCAAGAAUGAGGUAGCAAGUGGAAUGGUGCUUGUGAUGACCUUCUUCCUGAUAACCUACACCUUUCAUUCUACCUGGGUGACCAGUGAGGCGUACUCGUCUCCCUCCAUCGUUCUGUCUGCCCGCGGAGGUGACGGAAGCCGGAUAAUCUUUGAUGACUUCAGGGAGGCUUACUACUGGCUCAGGCACAAUACUCCAGAGGAUGCCAAAGUGAUGUCGUGGUGGGAUUACGGUUAUCAAAUCACAGCAAUGGCCAAUCGAACCAUCCUGGUAGACAACAACACCUGGAAUAACACUCACAUCUCCAGAGUUGGGCAGGCAAUGGCUUCUCCAGAGGAGAAGGCCUAUGAGAUCAUGAGGGAGCUGGACGUAAGCUACGUUCUGGUCAUUUUUGGAGGCCUCACAGGAUAUUCAUCUGAUGAUAUAAACAAGUUCCUGUGGAUGGUGAGAAUUGGAGGCAGCACAGACACGGGCAGGCACAUCAAGGAGCACGAUUACUACACCCCGACAGGAGAGUUCCGUGUGGAUAGGGAGGGCUCUCCUAUCCUGCUUAACUGUCUGAUGUACAAAAUGUGUUACUAUCGUUUUGGUCAAGUCUACACAGAAGCAAAACGCCCGCCUGGAUACGACAGAGUGAGGAAUGCUGAGAUUGGGAACAAAGACUUUGAGCUUGAUGUUCUAGAAGAGGCAUACACCACGGAACACUGGCUGGUCCGCAUAUACAAGGUGAAAGAUUUGGAUAAUCGAGGUCUCUCAAGAACGUAAAAGACGCACAGCAGCCAUGAGUGAAAGCAGCACUGAGGCCUUGUCCUGUGAAGAAGAGCUGUAUUUUUUUUUUUUACGUACACUAGUUUGGGAAUAAAGGAGGAGAUUGGAGAGUUUGUUUACAUGUUGCUUCCUAUCUGCAGCAAUCUGGCUGAAAUGUCCAAUUGGGUGAUGAAUGAUUGGUGGUGAGUGACCAAAACAUUACAUUGACUUAAGUUCUAAAGUGGUCAAAUAAAGGGUUCAAAUGGA
Messenger RNA from Pristis pectinata (smalltooth sawfish), 2467 nucleotides. RefSeq names its product STT3 oligosaccharyltransferase complex catalytic subunit A (gene stt3a). Gene Ontology annotation, biological process: post-translational protein modification. The record is from RefSeq and is a predicted model, not a curated record. NCBI's taxonomy places the organism in Eukaryota, Metazoa, Chordata, Chondrichthyes, Rhinopristiformes, Pristidae. Gene Ontology annotation, molecular function: dolichyl-diphosphooligosaccharide-protein glycotransferase activity. Gene Ontology annotation, cellular component: membrane.